AUGUCGUUAGGCGACGUUUCGAGGACGAAUGGAGACGUUCCAAACCCAAUGACGACUCCAGAUCAGGAUGCUAUUGAACAAGAACAGCAAAACGCUCAAGAUGGCACGACAGAGUCAACUACAGACGCGACUGCCCCCUCAAAAAAGUCCUCAAAGAAGGAACGACCACAAGUUCAAGCCUCGACCUCAGAACAGAAUAUCGCCGAGGCAGGCGCAGGCGUUAAGCUGACAGGAGCCGCCCUAAAGAAGCAAAAGGCUGCAGAAAAGGCUGCCAGAAGAGCAGAGAAAGUUGCGCUCAAGGGUGCCGAUCAGAUACAACCUGAGAAGCCUCAACAGAGAGCGGACAUACAACAGCAGAAACCGUCACAAGCAGAAACUGCCACUAAGAAAGAUGGCGACCACUUACAAACACCAACACAGCACCAUAAACGAAGAGGUUCGAAUCAACCUCCUCUGGAACCUGGCGCAGUUCGAAUUCCCUUCCGACCAGGCCAACAACCAGCAUCCACUUCUCAAUCACAACCACAACCACAGCAGAAACCAGCAGACAAGCGAGUCCCUAUGGUAUCUCACCUUUACCCCUCCGCCAGACCAGCCAGUCUGACGACAGCCUCACGCGAGAUUCACCCUUCGGUCCUCACACUGGCGCUUCAUCUCCGAAGCCUUUCCCUGGCAGGUUCAACGGCUCGUACUCUCUCCCUUCUCUUGACCCUCAAACGUGUAAUUCGGGCCUAUACUACUCCCCCUUCUACCGCUCUCUCCCGACAUUUGACCAUCCACCUCUCUCAUCAGAUCACCUUCCUGUCCUCCGCCCGUCCUCUCGGUGUCGCUCAAGGCAAUGCAAUCCGCUGGCUCAAAAAACUCAUCUCUCAACUUGAUCCAGACCUCGAUGAUGCCGAUGCAAAACGUUUCCUCAGUGACGCCAUAGACGGUUUCAUCGUCGAGAAGAUCACAUAUGCCUCAACCAUCAUCGCCGAGCAAGCCAGCGAUCGUCUAUCCCAAACAGGCGAAACAAUCCUCGUCUACGGCAAAAGCAGCCUCGUCGAGAAAACUCUCCUCCACGCCGCAAGAAACGACCACAAGAAAUUCCGCGUAAUAGUCGUCGAUUCCCGCCCACUUUUCGAAGGACGAAAUCUCGCCAAAUCACUCCUCAGGGCCGGCAUGCACGACGGUGGCGACCUAUCCAGCUGCGAAGUCGUCUACACUCUAAUAUCCGGCCUCAGCAACGUCCUCGACCAAAACACCGUAACAAAAUGCUUCCUAGGCGCCAGCGGUGUCCUCGGCAACGGCACCCUCUAUAGCCGCUCCGGCACCGCCAUGGUCGCCAUGAUGGCCCGCCAACACAAAAUCCCCGUCAUCGUCCUCGGCGAAUCCAUCAAAUUCACCGCCAAAAUGGUCGUCGACUCCCUCAGCAUGAACGAGAUCGGCGAUCCAGACGCUCUCAUUGAACGGGAACAAAGCCAUGUCUUCACUGACCUCAGCUCACAGACCGCUACUAAACAAGGCGAGAGCCAGAACGCCAACACUAAGAAAGGCCCAACGAAGAAGAAAGAAGAAGACCAGAAAGAACAAGACGAAGCACACGCCAAGAAUAACGAGUCGUUGUUGUCUGGCUGGCACGACCAGCAGGGUCUAUAUCUGCUCAAUCUCAUGUACGACGUCACGCCCAGGGAAUACUUAGACAUGGUAAUAUGCGAAUUGGGCACGUUGCCACCUGGAGGUGUGCCGGUGGUUAACGGUGUGCAUGGGGCUGAGGAAUGA
Molecule: messenger RNA, 1761 nt
Organism: Lithohypha guttulata
Lineage: Eukaryota; Fungi; Ascomycota; Eurotiomycetes; Chaetothyriales; Trichomeriaceae
Exons: 1
Coding region: 1-1761 (586 amino acids)
Source: RefSeq, a predicted model, not a curated record